Messenger RNA from Stegodyphus dumicola, 871 nucleotides. RefSeq lists its product as uncharacterized. The record is from RefSeq and is a predicted model, not a curated record. Lineage: Eukaryota; Metazoa; Arthropoda; Arachnida; Araneae; Eresidae.
UCCGCAACUUAAUUAGAUAUGCAUACAAAAGAUCAAUUGUAAUGUUAUUUUAAUAUAUAAAGCUUUGAGGAUCGUUCGAGAUUUACUUCUCUUCAUCGACUCUCAAAUGAACAUGUGGGUUCUCAUUGCAACCGCUUUUGCCAUCGCUUCUACAGCUCUAGGAAAGGACGACAUUUGCGACAAGGGCAUUUGGGAAGUAUGUGAUUCUGGUGUACCUUUCGAGAUCCCAAACAACGAGAAAGAAUUAGACGAGCAAUGCCCUAUUUUAUUGGACGGGGCUAACUGCAAGAAGGAACAUGCAAUGAAAUGCGAAUCAGACGAGCUUGGAGAGAUUACUCUAAUUAUUGACGCUCUGCAAGAUAUCUGCCGCAAAGGCUCCAGCCUUAAUGAAGUUAUUGGGCCCAAUAUAGGAUGCAUCAAAGAAAACGUAAUCAAAGAGUGUUACGAAAAAACCAGGACAGUGAAUAAUGCCUACAGAGAACACCUGAAUCUUACGGGUCAAGAAUUUUCCGAUGAGGACUGGAAGAAAUUUUUGUGCAUGAGCUUCGCUUAUGAUGUUGUUUGUGCCGUUGAAGCUGUUUUCGUACCAUGUGGCAGUGCAGUCAAGCAUGCCGUUCUAGAAAUUAACCGUCGUAUUGACUAUAUGGAAAAGAAGACUAUGUGUCCAAGAAGCUUGAGACAAGAAAUUGUUAAAGAUAUCCCAAUCAUGGAAAUCAGCGAUGUGGAAAAGCUGUUACUCGAAGAAUUCCUCUUGGAAAACUGAAUGAGAAAAUGGAUGAGACGCAUACCGGAAGAAACUCAUUUUAAGUACAUUGAUUAAUGUUUGAUAAUAUGAAAGUACAGAAUUAAAUGCAAUGAAUAUAUUUUUCAA